GCAUUUCAUUCCAAAUGUCCAAAUGGAUGAUUUGGAGCAUUGAUUCUUUCUUCAAUUUCUUCCGACAAUCAUGGGAAUUGAAAUUUUAUUAAAUUAAUCCCAUCAUCAACCGACUAACUAGGGCUCUUUGUCGCUGCUAUCAACUGUGUUAGGACUUAGGAGUUAGGAGUAGAGCUGUUGAAAUAUUUAUGGGAGAUUAGGGUGGUGAAUCCACUAUUGCCAUUGUGCGUCACUGUCAAAGGACCGGACGGAGCAGAUAUAAGCUGACAAAUCCUGGGAUUCGGAAAAAUCAUCUUCAGUUCUGCGUAGUAGGGAAAAUUGGAAAUGGAUAAGGUUCUCACAGUGGGCGAGAAUGUCGACAAGUUCAUGCCGCCGCCGCUGCCGCUGCCGCCGGACAAGAUGAUGAUGAGCCGUAGCCCCUCCGAGUAUGCCUUCCAGCGCUUCCUCCAGGAAGCCACCGCCUCCGUUGAUCACACUUUGUCUUCUUCACCUCCUGCUUCUUGUUCUUCUACUUCUGCUCCUGCUGCCUCUGGUCGGCAGCGGUUGCCACAGAACGACGUCGUCGAGAUUUCGGAUCGGAAUCUCGGAGCUGAUCGGGAUGUGAACUUCGGUCACGAGAGCUCCGGGGCAGAGUCGGCGACGGAAACCGCGAAGACGACGUCGUUGGGUGCGGGACCUGCCGCUAACGUUCCCAUUGGUUCAGAGGACUAUCAGACAUUCCUCAAAAGUCGUCUCUAUUUAGCCUGCGCCGCCGUAGCUUUCUCGCGUGGAAAUUGCAUGGAUCCUCAAGAUUCAGCCACCAUGUUGCCUGACAAAGGAUUAGAGGCAUCCAUUUCCAACCCAGGAUCUGUGGUCCCUCCUAAAGGAUCUGGGAAUGAUUUUCCCAAGGGGGAUGCUGAAGGGCCUGCUGGAACAUCUACCUUACCUGCAGUGCAGAAGAAAUCUAGUGCCAGGGCACAGUCAGCAAGUGGCUCAGAACCGUCUGAUGAUGAUGAAGCUGAAGGGGAAGCAGAAACAACUCACCGAACUGAUGCAAAACGUGUAAGGAGGAUGCUAUCUAAUAGAGAAUCAGCUAGACGUUCUAGAAGAAGAAAGCAGGUCCAUCUGACGGACUUGGAGACACAGGUUUCUCAAUUGAAAGUUGAAAACUCCUCUUUAUUGAAGCGUUGGACUGAAGUAAGCCAAAAACAUAACGACGCAGCAGUUGACAAUAGAAUCUUGAAAGCGGAUGUUGAGACACUAAGAGCAAAGGUGAAGAUGGCUGAGGAAACAGUUAAAAGAAUUACUGGGAUGCAUUCACUAUUCCAAACUAUGCCCGAGAUACCCACAUUGAGCAUACCAUCCUUCGUUGAUAGCCAUUCCGACACAUCAGCCGAUGCUACUGUACCGCUGCAAGAAGAUGCUGAUAACCACUACUACCAAUCCCUUUGCCAUGAUUCUAGUAUCCAGAAUGGCUUGCUGGACAUCCCUCCGGUUGAUAACGCACGACAGGAUUCUGCUGCAACAGCAGGGGUGAACAAUAUCGGAGGGAUGGCUUCAAUGCUGAGAGUGGCCAGCUUGGAAAACCUGCAGAAUCGCAUCCGCAGAGAAGCAGGAGGUUCAUGUAGAACUCAGUGCAGGAUAAGCAAAUGAUGUGCAUAAAGGGACCUAAUAUAAAUCUAAACUUUGUGCUAAAUCCACCAAAAAACUAUUUUGUGCCAUGGUUCAUGCUAGAAAAUGGUUUUGUUUUCAGUGAUGGAAUGAUUCAUUUUGCGUGAAUUCACUUGGAUAAUGUUCCUAUUCAAUAAAUUGAAUGUUCACAUCUUACGAGU
Ipomoea nil (Japanese morning glory) is the source of this 1811-nucleotide messenger RNA. RefSeq names its product light-inducible protein CPRF2-like. Gene Ontology annotation, biological process: regulation of DNA-templated transcription. The record is from RefSeq and is a predicted model, not a curated record. Lineage: Eukaryota; Viridiplantae; Streptophyta; Magnoliopsida; Solanales; Convolvulaceae. The coding region runs from base 325 to 1632 and encodes 435 amino acids. The transcript has 6 exons. Gene Ontology annotation, molecular function: DNA-binding transcription factor activity.